Lates calcarifer (barramundi perch) is the source of this 4390-nucleotide messenger RNA. Its product is annotated as vang-like protein 2. Gene Ontology annotation, cellular component: plasma membrane. Gene Ontology annotation, biological process: multicellular organism development; Wnt signaling pathway, planar cell polarity pathway; establishment of planar polarity. The record is from RefSeq and is a predicted model, not a curated record. NCBI's taxonomy places the organism in Eukaryota, Metazoa, Chordata, Actinopteri, Centropomidae.
CAUUUAAUAUUUAAAAGCAGUUCUUUAGCUGGUAAAAGGAAGCAAUACAAAACUGAAGUGAUACGUUUAUUAAGGGGGAGCUGGUCUCAAAGUGCUGUAUAUGUUCACUUCACUGCAGAUAAUGACGUUUACGGAGGCAAGUUUAUUCACUUGUAAAACACUGGUUUUAUUUUGAAAAUCAUCACCGGAAGCACUGAGUAUACUGCAUCUAACUUGACCUCCCGCUGUUGCUGGACGUGUCCGCACAGCUCCCCCCUCCUCCUCCUCAGCUCAGCGGGGCUUCGCCGCCGCCACACAGCAGAUGCGGAGCCGGGGAUGAGGUGCGUGUCGCUGCCUUUUGUGCGGCUCCGGUUCUUCGAUCCGAGCUGCUGAAAAGACCAACACAACAAAACAAAAACAAACCACGCUCACGAAGAAGACUCGAGUUACGCGUCGGUUGUAGAGGAGCGUCGCAAACUGCGGACGGACGAGAGUCGGGAGAAAGUGAAUUUGAAGCAUUUGGAGACACUUUUGUUGAAGACGCUCGGCUGUGAACCGCCGCCGCCGCUGAGCUCUUUGUGCUGCCGGUUGCAGCUUUUUCUCUUCGGGUAAAAAGGCCUCCAAGAUAGAUUCCCUCAGGAGUAAAGUGGACCUGCUGCGCCUCCCCCUGGCCCUGUCUUCCAAGUCCAUCAGCAACCGCAAGAGCCAGCUGGGCGUGGUCUGGGAGAAGGGCGGCUGCGGCGGCGGCUCAGGGGCAGGAGGGGUUCAGAAACCCCGCCCACCGCCAGCCUGCGACAUGGACAACGACUCGAUAUACUCGGGCUACUCCUUCAAGUCGUCCCACUCACGAAGCUCCCGCAAACACAGAGAGAGGAGGGACAGGCAUCGCACAAAGAAUCGUGACGGCAGCAUCCGCGGAGACAAAUCAGUGACCAUCCAGGCUCCUGGAGAGCCGCUGCUGGAUGCUGAGUCCACCAGAGGAGACGACAGGGAUGACAACUGGGGCGAGACCACCACGGUGGUCACCGGCACCUCCGUGGACAGCAUCUCCAACGAGGACCUGACGCGGAUCACCAAGGACCUAGAGGACUCCUCGCCGCUGGAGUGUCGCCGUUACCUCGGCCUGGUGUUGGCUGCCGUCCUGGGGCUCUUCGCUCUGGUCACUCCUCUGGCCUUCCUGGCCCUCCCACAGCUGCUGUGGCGGGACACACUGGACCCUUGCGGCACUCCAUGCGAGGGCCUUUACAUCUCUCUGGCUUUUAAGCUCCUGAUCCUCCUCAUCUCCACCUGGGCGCUGUUCCUCCGUCCGCCCAGAGCCACUCUGCCGCGCUUCUUCAUCUUCCGCUGUCUGCUGCUGGCGCUGGUCUUCCUGUUCGUGGCGUCCUACUGGCUCUUCUAUGGGGUGCGGGUGCUGGAGCCCAGAGAGACGGACUACAGGGGGAUUGUGGGAUACGCGGCGUCUCUGGUGGAUGCGCUGCUGUUCAUCCAGUACCUGGCCCUGGUGCUGCUGGAGGUCAGACACCUGCAGCCUGCUUUCUGUCUCAAGGUUGUGAGGACCACAGAUGGAGCCAGCCACUUCUACAAUGUGGGACAUCUCAGUAUUCAGCGGGCGGCUGUGUGGGUGCUGGAGCAGUACUACAGCGACUUUCCGGUCUAUAACCCCGCCCUGCUCAACCUGCCAAAGUCCAUCCUCACCAAGAAGAUGUCUGCCUUUAAGGUCUACAAUCUAGGAGAAGAGAACAGCACCAAUAACUCCACGGGGCAGUCCAGAGCCAUGAUCGCAGCCACGGCUCGGAGAAGAGACAACUCCCACAACGAGUACUACUAUGAGGAGGCAGAGAUGGAGCGGAGGGUCCGCAAACGCAAAGCCAGGCUGCUGGUGUCAGUAGAAGAGGCUUUCACCCACAUCAAACGUCAACAGGAAGAAGAGGCGGCCGCGUCCUCGCCCAAACACCCACGGGAGGUGAUGGACCCCAGGGAGGCAGCUCAGGCCAUCUUCGCUCCCAUGGCGCGAGCCAUGCAGAAGUACCUCCGUGCCACCAGGCAGCAGUCCUACCACAGCAUGGAGAGCAUCAUCAACCACCUGCAGUUCUGCAUCACGCACAACAUGACCCCCAAGGCUUUCCUCGAGCGCUACCUCAGCCCAGGUCCCACCCUCCAGUACCUGGACAACGGUAGGGGGCGCCAAUGGACACUGGUGAGCGAGGAGCCAGUCACAGCCUCUCUGCGUGAAGGCCAGGUCUUCACUCUGAAACGCCUGGACUUCUCCCUGGUCGCCACAGUGACGCCCCUUCCCUUUCUACGUCUGGGCGAGGAGUUCAUUGACCCCAAAAGCCACAAGUUUGUCAUGAAGUUGCAGUCAGAAACGUCUGUGUAGGAGGCGGGAGAUGAAUAAUGGAUGAAACAAAGGAGGGGGAUGAUGAUUCAAAGAUACUAAACUUAUUGCCUACAGGGUACCUUACCUAAUACCUUUUGGUAUUACAUUUUGCAUGAUUUUUAUUUGUGUUAUGCCAAAAUAUACCAAGCAGAUAUGACUAAAACAUAAGCUUACAGAAAAGAAGAGGCAAAGCAACAGAAAUACCCCAUCUGUUACCUGGUUCCUCUUUUGUUUCUAGUGAAGAACUAAAAUUACAACCUCAUCUCAAAGUGCUGACUGUUAACUUCUGAUAAUGCACUGCAGACUCCUUCCUCUUCCCAUUACACUAGAGGGCUGUUUUUUUUGGAGUAUUAUACUAUAAAUGUAAUAAAAUACGUUCUUUUUAUAAAAGUCCUUUGGCUAAAAAAGGAAAAAAUGUAAUUCUUGCAACACUUAUUCAAGUGAGUAUACCCAUGUAGGAUAUCAUCCAGCUGUGGUGAAUAUUCAAGUCUUCAGAAUAUAGAGGAACAGCGUACAGCUGCUGACCUUUUUCAUGCAGACUCAAGAGGCUUGGUCAUCUUGGUCAGACUAUGUCAGAGCUGAUCUUGCUUCUCAUUUUUUGUCAUACUUGAACUUCUCACUUGCUGUCGAUUUGGCCUUUAAAGGCUAUAAACAGGAGUCAGAAAAGUCAACUAAAAGGUUCCCCUGUCUUUCCUCAACUCGUUGGACGUUUACAGGAUUUAUUGAAUCAAAGGGAGAUGAAACCGCUUUUGAACUGCUUCCUCUAUUUUUGGUUCUGUUGAAAAUUUUACUGAACUUUCCGGUAAAGGUAGCAGAUAGUGUCAAGUAGGAAACACUGGAUGAACUUGUUGCACUGAGCAUUUCUUUUAUUUCCUGUUCCACCUACAUAAAUGUUUUUUUUAUGUUUUAUACUCAUGCACUGGUGAUAAAUAUAAGCACAAUUUAGUAUAUACAUAGUGAAGCAACAGCUUAUGAGGUGUUCUUGAUAAGCUCAGGCACAAUAUAGCCAAGUACCACCAGUGUGCAUUUUUUGGCAGCUUGAUCUUUAUUACUGUCUGAUAUUUUGCAACGUUGGCUGUGUGUGUGUGUGUGUGUGUGUGUUUGGGGGGGUUGGGGGGAUCAUGAACUGGGAUGAAGUGGGCAGCUGCCCCAGUAACUGAGAGUAAUUGUACAUUUGUUCACUACAACACUGCCAGACACAACUUUUUGGCCAGCUUUAGAAACGUGAAUGUCCAUGAUUGAGUGACUCAUUGAGUGACACCAUUGGUCGGCUGGCUGUUGGACUUCCACGUGAACUGUUUCUAUUAUGUUACCAGGGAGUGUGACUCAUUUUUGUUUGCCAGCUCUGAGCUCUGACCCGGAAUCAGGUCUUCUGACCCAACUAACACUUACUCAGGUGACAUCACUUGAGGCAAUUUUCAGACUAACCCCAGGAGGUUAAUUACAUCUUUUUUCACAUGCAGUAGUAUUCCCUGGGACCUGAUUUUUAAAAUGUUAAUUAGCUUGAUUUAUAUGACAUAUGUAACUGACAAAACGCAUAGAUAUUCAGUUAUGAAGCCAGAACCAGUGACUUUUUCUGUAAUGUUUUUUUUUUUUUCGUAAAAAAUACUUCAUCAGUUAUCAAAAUAGCUGCAGAUUGAUUUUCUGUUGAUGAACUAACUGAUUGAUGAACUGAUGUUUCCAUCGGUACUUGUUGUUUCUGGGUGUCUGUAGAAGUAGUGAAAGCUGCUGUGUGUGGUCUGUGGUUGUCAACGGGGGCCCCCCCGCAGGUUAAGCUGGACAUGGAUUUGUGUGCACAUUCACUGAAAAAUAUACUUCUUACACUACAAAGAGAGAUUGUCGUUCCAACCACAAACUGUUUUCUAAGCUUGUGUUUUCCAUGUUUUUAAUCAAUUCAUUUGCUGUCACUUUAUUGUUCUGAAACUAAGCUCCUAACACUUGUCUUUGAAGAUUAUUGUCUUUAAAAGCAAAAUUAUUUCCUGUUACACCGUGUUUUUUAAGACUCAGUUGUUAUAAAAGGUUUUUGAUAAAUGA